AAGUUGACGUCACCCAUAUCCAUUGGAUGCUUGUGGAGGAAGCGUCAAGAUGGAGUUCUUCAUUGGUAACCCAUACAGUACUCCUGUCGGGCAAUGUAUAGAACGUGCUACAGAUGGAUCCCUGCAGACUGAAGAUUGGGCCCUGAACAUGGAAAUUUGUGAUAUUAUUAACGAAACUGAAGAAGGGCCAAAGGAUGCUAUCAGGGCUCUGAAAAAAAGGCUGAGUGGAAAUAAAAACUACCGUGAAGUAAUGCUUGCUUUAACGAUUUUGGAGACCUGUGUUAAGAACUGCGGUCAUCGUUUCCAUAUCCUCGUAGCCAACCGUGACUUUGUUGAUGGUGUUUUAGUAAAAAUUGUCUUGCCCAAAAAUAAUCCUCCAGCCAUUGUGCAGGAUAAAGUCCUUGGAUUGAUUCAAGCUUGGGCUGAUGCUUUCAGGAGUAGUCCAGAUCUGACUGGAGUAGUUCAUAUUUAUGAAGAGUUGAAGAGGAAAGGGAUGGAGUUUCCAAUGGCAGAUCUGGAUGCACUGUCUCCAAUACACACACCAGGGAGAUGCAUUCCUGAGAUAGAUCCGGCAAUGAACAAACCAAUGCCUCAGUCCCUACAGAAAAACACUUCGCCAACCAGCAUGCUAUCUGCACCAUCCACACUGACUGCCUAUACAGCCCCACAAGGCCUCCCAGCUGGACCAAUCACUGCAAACGUUGAACAGCUUGCCAGGUUGCGCAGCGAGUUGGAUGUUGUCCGUGGAAAUACAAAAGUUAUGUCUGAAAUGUUGACAGAAACAGUCCCUGGAGAAGAAAAUCAAUCUGACUUCGAGUUGCUACAGGAACUAAAUCGCACAUGUCGAGCAAUGCAACAACGGGUUGUAGAACUUCUUUCCAAUGUAACUAAUGAAGAGAUCACAGAGGAACUUCUGCAUGUAAAUGAUGAUCUUAAUAAUGUUUUCCUUCGUUAUGAAAGAUUUGAACGAUGCAGAACAGGAUGUGAAAGUCAGGAUGCAAGAGAUGGUGUAUUGAAUGAAGUUACAGACACAGAUAAUCUAAUAGACUUGGGUCCGGGUUCCCCUGCAGUUGUGAGCCCAAUGGUUGGAAAUAUGAGUGCUCCUAUUUUGUCCUCACAGCUCGCUGGGCUGGAUCUGGGGGCAGACAGUGUUAGUGGCACCCUUAGCUCAUUGACCAACUGCAAUCCAGAUGCUCGAGAUUCAGCUAAUUUCGAUAUGUUUGGACAGGUCAGAAGCAGUUCUCAAACUGAUGAGUGCAAAAAUGUAACAUAUGAAGACUUGCAGUCAGUUGGAGGAUUGGCAACUGCUAUUGAUAUUCAACAAAAUGUAGCAGUGCUGAACCAUAGAGCUGACAACCCAGACAUCGAGCUUAUAGACAAGUGGCUCAUGACACAAGGAAUGAUUCCUGUUGCACAGUCUGUUAUGGACGACGUUGAAGAAUGGCUCAGCACUGAUGUGAAGGGAGAUGAUGUAGAAGAAGGAGUAACAAGUGAAGAAUUUGAUAAAUUUUUGGAAGAAAGAGCAAAGGCAGCAGAGAGAGUCCCAAACCUGCCUUCUACCCUGACGAGCAACUCCAAUCCUCCACCAGUGUCUGCUGAAAGUGUAAAGAAACUGGACCGUUCCAAGGAUACCCUCUAUGCUUUACAAUGACGUGUGUGUAUUUUGGGUGUGUGUGUGUGUGUGUGUGUGUAUGGUUCAUUUGUUGUUGGGCAGGGUGCUGCUGUACAGUUUGCUAUAGCGUCUCAAUGGUGGCUGGUGAUGCACUUAUGUUUAAUGUAUCUCCAUUUAUUGCAACUCCUCCAGCCAACUAAUCCAUAAGAUGCCUUCCUAAUGUGCUAUUCGCAGUUAAAAACUGGCAAAUCUUUUAAAUCGCUGGGUUUUAGCAUUCUCCACAGUAUAAUGUAUUAUGUCCAUAUAUUAGCUGGACUUGCAAUAUUUCUCUGCAGUUCAUAUUUGAAUAAUGAUUUGGACCUACAUUCUGGUUAACCUGUAUCUUACCAAAGGGAAUUGGAAAAGCUGGCCAUUUUGACAUUAUUACAAAAUGUUUAUUGUUAACACCGUGACAUUUUAGCAAGUGUGCUUUUUGUAAAAAUUGUAUCUCUAAGUGAACUAGUUUCUCUGGCCAGUGUUCAUUUCUGUUGGGACAUAGCACCUUUCACAUUGCAGUAGGUAUCAUAGGAGUUUUGCUAUAUUAUAAAGGAAAUUAGAGGAAUUCAUAAGUUUUAUCUAAACUAUAUAUUUUAGUGGUGAAUAUGCUAAUUGUAUUAUAUGUAUAACACUAAAAUGUGUUGCAAUGAAAACUGUACUGGAAAUACAUAUUAAAUGUAGGAUGAACCCUGAUGUAACAAAGAUACUUAUUAUUACAGGGACAACCACGCACACUUCAUAUGAAGUAUAGUGGUUAAAAUGGCAAUUUUCUAAGUGUGUUUGCAGUCAUUUUGUUUUGGCUAAAUCCUGCUAAUUUGAUGUAUGAACAGUUUAGCCACACAAGAGAGCAGUACGUUUUUCCCCUUUAACCACUGAUGAAAUAACUAAUCAAUCACUAAAAGACAUGUCUAUAGUCUCUGCGACUCUACUUCGAACAUCAAGCCUGUGUAGCUCUUAGUAGUAUAGAUUUCUUCUGGUCGCCGUGGAUACAAAUUAUAGAUCUGUGUUGAUUCUAAAUGUGCACAAAUGGAAUAUACACUGGUGAGAGAGAGUAUUCAUUCCGUCUGAUUCAUUCUUCUGUUGAAACCUAGAACCAUACUGUUGCAUUGUUUAAUUUGUUUCUUGAAUGAUGGGGGAAAAAGAAUGAUAAAAUUCUCUCUGGAAGGCCUUGCAUGUUUUAAUCCUUAUCUUUACUGAACUUGCCCUUUUACUAUUUUGUAUCUUUAUCGCCUGUCCUAUCAUUGUGCUUCAGGUUAUUUUUUCGGCUAUUUUCCUUGAAUUAGAUGUUUUCCAGACUGUUUUCUGUGAAAUCCCCUCUUCUUCACCUUUUUUAACUGGACUGGAGUAUCUGAGGAUUUUCCUGCCCUAGUAUUAAGACCAAAGCUUUCCUUUGAAUGAGUUCUCCUUAAGGUGACUGAGCUGCAGGUCAUGUAGGUAGAUGGUUGAAGUACUCAUUACACAAUUUUGCUAUAAAUGUUGAUCACUUUCAGCUUUCCAGUUUAUAUGAGUAACCAUAUUUGAGAAAGAGGCUUCUGUGGUGUUAAAAACUGGUGAUUACGUGUGCAUGUUUUUCAGUAGUGGGUCAGCAAAAGUUGAGGAUUGGUAUGAAUUUUUUUUUCCAAUGUGUCCAUUGGAACUUUGGGUAAGUACAAUUCAAAAUUCUACCUUUCCAAAGCUUGGGUUGUCUCCGAGGAGAGUUUUCUGAAUUGUAAACCAAAAGGGUGAGGUAAUUUUUAUUAUCAUGUGCCCAUUAGUGGUUUUGGCCUUAGACAUCGAGGCCCCAAGUUCUGAAAUUCUUUCAACCUGUCUGCCUCUUCCUUGCUUGCUUUCUUGCCCUCAUACACUUUCUCUUGUUCUCUCUCUACUAAAUAUAUUACAACACCUGACUUAAUAUAUUUGUCUCUCUGUACUCUGAGGCAUACUUUCCUAAAUUGAAGGAGUUCUAUCAAUUAAAGUUAUUGUUUAUUUUAAUCAAUAUAAUUCUGUCAUUUGAAUGUAUUUUCUGAAAAAUUGGCAUUUUUAUUCUACAUUCCCUAUCUAAAGUUUUUUAAUUCAAGUUUUAGACCUUAUUCCUCUUCCCUUUCUCCCUACUCACUGCCUAUUCUACAUCCAGAUUGUUAGUUUAGGACAUUCGGUGCUUUUACAUUUUGUAUUUUCGUAGUUAAGACUGUGGAAGAGUGAUGUUCAUGUUUGAAAUCAUUCUGUGCAACUGCACUUGCAAACCUCAGAUGGCAACAGUGAAUGCAAGAUAAUUUUUACAUUCACCUUUGUUUACAGUAAGAUACUGAUUUGGCCCGCUCCACACUCUCAUCCAUGCAUGGAUAAAGAGCAGUUCAUAUUUCAUCACUUAACAGUGCUGCAGUUAAUCAGGAAUUAGGUUUGCUAAGUGCUGUUUCAUGAUAAGCUGUGGAAAUGUUAAAAUCUCAACUUUUCAGUGUUACCAUUUUGAAAACUUAACCACCUCCAAGCACUCUAAUUCUAAAUCCAGAACAAAAACAGCAAAAAUCAGGUGCCAACAUCCAAAGUAGAAACACUCAACAGCUUGUCAGACAGUAUCGGCUGAGAGAGUAUUGAUGUUCUGAUGAAAAAUCAUUAACCUUAAGUAUUGUCUCUAUUUAUAUCUCUGUAGAUGCAUCCUGACCUACUGAAAAUUUCCAGCAUUUUGUUUUUAUUUGAACUAUUUUAAUUAUUGCAUUUAUUGUUUUACACACCCUUGAAGACCAAAAUAUUCUACACAGCAAGCAUAUUUCAAAAUCCAAACACUGCAGAGUGAAAACAAAAUAAUUCAAAGUGUCAUUUAUUGAGUGUGGAGGCCACUAGGUACAAUAAACAGCAACCGUGCAUCUGACCCAGAAUCUAUGGGUUCAAGUCCCACUCCAGGAUAUGAUGAUGACAACAUGUAUGUUCAUAACAUGGCCAAAUAGGUUGAUCAACCUAAAUAUUCUUCCAUUGUGCCUAUGCCAGGCAAUAAAAUGGUCAGCUGUGCUUGACGCAGAGUGACUAUAGCCCUUGGUGAUAGAUUAGUAACCUUUCCACACAAAUCUAACUAUGGAAUCAGACAUAUAUUGUCAGCAUCAUUUAUCAUUAAAUGUGGGAGAAUCUCCAAGUCAUCCUUUCCAUCGGCACCUUAAUACAGAGGUAUACAAAUUUAUACUGUUGUGUGGUCAGUUUCUAGUAUCCAUUACAAUGAAAGCACGUGUAUCUAUGGUUAGGUUUACUAUCUGAAUGUUGUACAUUGCUAGGUAAUUGGUUAAAAAUGACACAACACCAGCUUAUAGUCCAACAGGUUUAAUUGGAAGCACACUAGCAUUCGGAGCGACG
Messenger RNA from Chiloscyllium plagiosum (whitespotted bambooshark), 4969 nucleotides. RefSeq names its product target of myb1 like 2 membrane trafficking protein b (gene tom1l2b). Gene Ontology annotation, biological process: signal transduction. NCBI's taxonomy places the organism in Eukaryota, Metazoa, Chordata, Chondrichthyes, Orectolobiformes, Hemiscylliidae. Gene Ontology annotation, molecular function: ubiquitin binding; clathrin binding; phosphatidylinositol binding. The record is from RefSeq and is a predicted model, not a curated record. Gene Ontology annotation, cellular component: membrane; endosome.